Messenger RNA from Solea solea (common sole), 1402 nucleotides. It is a transcript of the gene slc25a47a, whose product is annotated as solute carrier family 25 member 47a. Gene Ontology annotation, biological process: transport. Lineage: Eukaryota; Metazoa; Chordata; Actinopteri; Pleuronectiformes; Soleidae. The record is from RefSeq and is a predicted model, not a curated record. Bases 42 to 971 code for a protein of 309 amino acids. The transcript has 6 exons. Gene Ontology annotation, molecular function: transmembrane transporter activity. Gene Ontology annotation, cellular component: mitochondrion.
CCCUCAAGGUUAUAGCAGGGUGUAACAUGUAAGAGGGAAGAAUGUUGUCAGACGUGACAACCGCCGGCAGGAUGCACCUAGCCGACUUUGUGUCUGGAUCGUUUGCAGGAGCCUGUGGGGUUGUGGUGGGCUACCCUCUAGACACUGUGAAGGUACGGAUCCAAACCCACAACCAGUUUACAGGAAUAUGGCAAUGUGCUGCUUCCACAUUUUCAAAGGAAGGAGUGCACGGCUUCUUCAAAGGCAUGACCUUACCCAUUACCACCAUUUCCAUGACUUCCUCGGUGGUGUUUGGCACAUACAGGAACUGCCUGCAGUGUCUGAGCCAGGCACGAGGAGCUGGUUGUGGUCCGAACACCAAACCAGAAGUCUUCCUGUCAGGUUUUGCUAGCGGUGUAGCUCAGUCUUCAGUGAUGGCCCCAGGCGACAUUGUGAAAGUACGACUUCAGUGUCAAACAGAACCCAAGCGAGGAGGAGCCAGCAUGCCCAAACCCAAGUACCGCGGCCCAGUUCACUGUCUGCUGCGCAUUAUCAAAGAAGAGGGAUUCCUGGGGCUCUACAAGGGAGUGGUUCCGAUUAUGCUAAGAGACGGUCCAUCAUAUUCCAUUUACUUUUUGACGUACACCACUAUCUGUGGAUGGCUAACAAAAAGUGGCAAGAAAAGACCUGAUUGGAGUGGCGUUAUGUUGGCAGGUGGAAUAGCAGGGAUGGCAGCUUGGUUCGUAGCGACACCCAUGGAUGUGAUCAAAGCGCGUCUGCAGAUGGACGGAGUCCGGGGGACGAAGCGAUUCAAAGGUUUAUUCCACUGCUUUACAGAGACGGUGCGCGUGGAAGGAAGUGGGGUUUUCUUCAGGAGCUUGGGCAUCAACUGUCUGCGAGCGUUCCCGGCUAACAUGAUCAUAUUAACUGUGUACGAGGUUCUCACCAGCUUACUCCGAGCUGAACCACACAGUGUUGGACCAUUCAACUGAACGGUACUGAUGGUGUGUCAUAGUCUGUUACACUGUUUUUGUCUGUGUGUUUAAUGUCUCUUCCAUUGCAGUAUUUGUUUUUUAAAGCAAUAUUAUUCUCACGGUUAACAUUCGUUUUUUUUUUCCGCUACAUAUACAUAAAAUAUUUAGGUAGUGAAGGUAAUAUAUGUUAGUAUGCUCAGGGGUAACUUGUUAAUAACAGAUACUGGACCAGCAGCCAAACACUAGAUGGCCCCCCUUGCCAGUUUUUAUUUUAUUUUUUUGGCUUCUCUGUUACUGACAACAAAAAAACCAUCAGCAUGGCUGGUGUCAAGAAACGGCAAAGCUUUUUAUGAUUCAAAUUGACUGUUUAAGACCUUGAAUGUAGAAUUCACAAAUGAGCUAUAUUGUACGCACAGUAAUAAAAAUAAUAAUAAAAAGAUUUAUUUAUU